AACAGACACGAGAUACAGUGGUUACACUGAAUUAAUUAAUUAUUACAAAAAGUACUGUAAAGAAAAAGUGGAAAGAACACUAUGACUUAUGCAAUGGGUGUUUUCAAUCUCUCUUUAAAUGUGUCUCCAAGACCAAAUACAAAGAGAGAAAUUCAUUUAAAACCCUAAUAUCCAUUGUUGAAAGUCUCUUUGGCACAACACAAAACACAGCAUAUAUGGCCAUCCCCUAAAGAAAAUGAAGAUGAAGAACCCUCUGAACGAUAUGAAGAUCUCACCAUAAAGGGUUUUCAGAGGUUUGGAUUCUCUUUAGGGGAUGGCCUAAACACACAAGAGUACUCUCAAAAGGUAAGAAGAAAAAAGAUAUCUCUUGGAGAUUAUGAUAAUGAAAAUAUGAAUUUGUGUUUAUGUAGGUGUUGUGUGAAUGAUAAUCAUCAUCAUCUUUAUCAUUAUGGUGAUGAUGAGGAUUGUGUGUGAAUGGAGCGAUGAAGAUUGCAUGAAGGUUGAUGAAGACAAGCUCUUGAUUUGUCUUUUGUAUCUCCCUCGUUAGGGCAACUUCGAUCCUUUGGCAAGCUUCGGUUCCCCUCGGAAUCAGCAGAUUAUUACUAUCUUACUCCUUUGUCUAUGUGCUUCGUUUAGUUUGUUUCCCUUUUGGUUUGGCUUACUGUUUUUUAUUUCGUAUGUUUGUGCUUGAAUGUGUGUGUGUUGUAAUCCCCUGUGAUGCACACCACUCACGUGUGUCCCUAUCUAUGUGAGGAAUAAACGAAUAUUCGGUUUCUUAUA
This is a messenger RNA of Raphanus sativus (radish), 780 nucleotides long. RefSeq lists its product as uncharacterized. The record is from RefSeq and is a predicted model, not a curated record. Lineage: Eukaryota; Viridiplantae; Streptophyta; Magnoliopsida; Brassicales; Brassicaceae.